UAUUAUCAUGGUCAAAGCGAAGAAGAAGAAUGCGAGUACGCGAAGGCGUUCUAACGAUGCCGCUGGAUUACAUGAGAGUCACAAGCGCAGUGAAUCAAGCAACUGGGAGGGCGAAGAACAGGAAAGCCAGAAGCAAUAUGAGAAUGACACCGAUUCGCACGACUAUGAAGAUGGAGGCACAGGGGAGGAUAACCCAGAGGGUGCAGACGGGGAUAGACGAUUUGCGCUGACGAUAGGGGGCUAUAUAGUUGUUGUGGUUAUAACUCUAUUUGUAGUAUACUUGCUGUCUCUAAUACUUCGGGACGAACGCAUGUACUUGCAAGAGGCAGAGUUGCGGUCAUUUGUGCUCAACGUACUUGUAGACAUAGUCAGGGGCUGCGCCUUUAUGUAUGCGGCGCUUAUGGUUGGUGUACUGAGAGGGUCAGAACCCUUCUAUCUGCACAUAAUUAUGGCUGUGAUCUUUCCCUUCUACCUUAUCGGACUCGGAUCACAUUACCACCACGCACUUGAGUACGAGAGUUGGGAUGUGGCCACUGCUGUGUGCUGGUCUGCACUGUGUGAUCUAACAUACCUGAUUUGGCCUCUCAAGCUUCUGUGGCGUUCGUUUGUGUGGUUCACAUUACUGUGCGGCGGUAGGUUAACUCUCUUGGGAACGGCAUGGGAUAUAAUCACCCUAGUGAUCUCCUUUCUGUGGUUUGUGGUGGAGCUUAUACCCUCGGUGGCCUUGGUAGUGGUGCUAAUUAUCCAAAACGCUACGUUCGAUGAUACGCAACCGUGAAGUGAUGUGGACUCACUUCGGGGAUCACCCACAGGCUAGCCCAACUAUCGCUGAGACUCUUGCUGGAUAAUAAUGCCAGAGAACGCUGUAAAGAGGACACAUGGAUAAUACGAUAUUGAGGUGGUGUGCCGCUACUAUGCAUAGUACACACUUAGACUUUGGCCGGGUAUUGGCUGCUGGUGACAUCGUCCAGUCGAUUGUAUUCGGUUCAGAUCGCACGAUCCGCUUUCAUUGAUGUGCCGACCUAAAUAAGUAUCGAGUUAAAUUCUCAAAGUGGGGAAUUACAUACAAACUCAAUACAUCGAUAAGGAUUAGCCGGGUUUUCACCGGAUCAUCCCGCUGCGUAGCUAUAUGAACCUAGCCAUAUUUGCAUCAAGUGGAAGGCGCUGACCGACACCGCAAAUGGAUUAUAUGCCGGCAAAAUUGGUACUGGAUUGGAGUAUCUUGAAAUGGAACAUUAAAUCGCCCGUGUGUCUUGAUCCUACUGAACCGCAUCCACCUUUAGCAGGACUCGGAGCAGGACCCACCUCUAUGAAAGUGGGAAACUGAGGGUAUGCUCCUAGUGUGUGACCUUGCGAGCGAAAGGUCUGGGGGCAAUACAAGCCUGAACAACCUGAUGGCGUACACUAUGCCAGUGACAAUUCGUAUCAUUUGUUA
This is a messenger RNA of Sphaeroforma arctica JP610, 1435 nucleotides long. RefSeq lists its product as hypothetical. The coding region runs from base 8 to 778 and encodes 256 amino acids. NCBI's taxonomy places the organism in Eukaryota, Ichthyosporea, Ichthyophonida. The transcript has a single exon. The record is from RefSeq and is a predicted model, not a curated record.